AUGAAGAGAACAAAAGAGAAGGAUAUUUCAAGUUUCUUUAAGAAACGGAUUUGUAAAGAAAUUGUAAAUACCACUAGUCCAAAUCCCAUCCCAACUCAAGCAAGUAAAAAAAAUUCUUCAUCAUCUACCCAUAUUCCUCCAUUUGAUGAAACCGGGGGUAUUGCUCUAAAACAAGAGAGUGAAACAGAAUCUGGAGAUAGUUCGAAUGUUAGGACUGAAGCUUUGAUUGAUCAUGGAAGAUUAAGUAAAUUGGAUGUUCGAAGUCUUCCUCAAGACCCGGGAGAAAGAAGGAAGAUGAGUGCUUUUCAUCCGAAUCAUAGGGAUAUGGUUAGGAGAGAAUAUAUUCGAAGAAAACCUUUUCAACCCAACUUCAGUCAAAGUCCUUUUGAGAAAACAGUGUGCCGUUUUAACCGUAGAUGGUUUGGAAAGUAUAAACCUUGGCUUGAGUAUAGUGUUACCAAAGAGGCAGCUUUUUGCUUCAUUUGCUAUCUGUUUGAAAAUGAGGUUUCGGUUGGGGGAGACGCUUUUGUUAGUGAAGGAUUUAGAACAUGGAGCAAGUCAAAUGCGUUUGACGAGCAUGUUGGUGGACCUUUGAGUGCUCAUAAUCAAGCUUUGCGAAGUUUAAAUGAUUUUCAAUGUCAAAUGGGUUCAAUCAUCUGUUUUUUCCAAUUCUGA
Messenger RNA from Spinacia oleracea (spinach), 675 nucleotides. RefSeq lists its product as uncharacterized. Bases 1 to 675 code for a protein of 224 amino acids. NCBI's taxonomy places the organism in Eukaryota, Viridiplantae, Streptophyta, Magnoliopsida, Caryophyllales, Amaranthaceae. The transcript has a single exon. The record is from RefSeq and is a predicted model, not a curated record.